Molecule: messenger RNA, 5881 nt
Organism: Sebastes umbrosus (honeycomb rockfish)
Lineage: Eukaryota; Metazoa; Chordata; Actinopteri; Perciformes; Sebastidae
Gene: ankrd50l
Product: ankyrin repeat domain 50-like
Exons: 4
Coding region: 589-4767 (1392 amino acids)
Molecular function (GO): protein binding
Source: RefSeq, a predicted model, not a curated record
AGAAAACGGCAGUCUUUGAACUCCACAGGACAUCUCCACAGGAAACAACGAGAAGUUCACCUUUAAUGUGAUGCUGUGGAGGAUUGUGGGAGUGGCAACACGUGAUUCAAAUCCGGUGAAGUGCUGUCUGUGGUUUCUGUCGGUUUGAGGCUCAGGAGGGAGAGCGAGAUGGAGAGCGCGUCUGGCAGCUCCACGAUCUCCAGGAGGAGACACGGCGAACGGCGGUAACCAACCACGGGUCCUCCUCUUCGCUUUGGCGUUUCCAAAAAAGAUGGUGACAAAUCCGAAGUCAAGAAAAUGAAGAGGUGAUCCGUUCGCUGACUCGACCUUUCUCUGACUCCUCUCCUUGUCAGAAUCACCACCUCGAGACCUGCAAGAAGUGGAAGGACAGCCACUGAUAAUAAUCACCUGACGCAACACUUUCAGGAACUGUCAAGUGUGAGGAAAUAACCUGGAGCUGUCACGAACCAGAGGUGUCACCAGCUGCAGCUCGUGCUUAAAAAGCCAGGAGUAAAAUCACCGGAGGAGCAUGGGACGUGGAGUUAAGAGCAGCGAGUUGUCGCCUGGAAGUCAGACCCCCAGGAAUAAAUGAGCAGCAGUGGAUUUCGCAGCAGCUCCUCGAGCUUGCUCCGGGGCCGGCGUUUCUACUGCCGGGAAUGGGCCCUGGACAAGCUUCGGCGCUGCCUGGACACCCGCUCCGUGCCGGGGCAGCCACCGGGGCUGCUGGUGACGGGGGGCCCCGGCGCCGGGAAGACGGCCCUGUGCACCGAGGCGGUGUGGCCCACCUCCAAGGCAGGGCUGGCAGCCGGGCUGGCACCGCGCUGCCUGGCCUCCCACUUCUGCCAGCGGGAGGACCAGAGGAGUACGCUGCUGUGGCGGUUCGUCCUGGGCCUGGUGGAGCAGCUGAGGACCUCGCCUCUCCUCUCUCCUGGGUACGAAGAGAUCCUCAACAGCUCGUCGAUAUCCUCUUCUCUGGAGCCUCUCGCCUGUCAAAGAGACCCCGACGACACCUUCAAGAGAGCAGUGUUGGGACCCCUGUUAGACCUUCCUCCUCCCGCCCAGACUCUGAUGGUGGUGGUGGACUCCCUGGAUGUCGGGUAUGGGGAUGUCGAGGAAGGUGCGAAGACCGGCUCCAUUGCGCAGCUCCUGGCCGCCAAUCAACACCUGCUGCCCGGCUGGCUGAUGCUGAUCUGCUCCGUCCGCCGCCAAAACAAGGCUGUGUGCAAGAUGUUCUCAGGUUUUCGUAGGCUUUCUCUGGACGAUCUGCGCAAACCCCCGCCAGUCCGUGACGUGCAGCAGUACAUCCUCUGCCGGCUGGAUGGAGACGCAACGCUUCGCCGCCAGCUCACCCCCGACACGGCCGACAUGCUGAAUCUGCUGCACAUCAAGAGCGGCGGCUGCUUUCUCUUCCUCGAGCGCGUGCUGGACGGCAUAGCGGGCUCGCUGGUGGGUCUCCGGCAGAUCCGCGACAUCCCCGGUACUCUGAACGGCCUCUACCUGUGGCUGUGCCAGAGACUGUUCCCCCGGGGACUCUUCGUCUACGUCAGGCCUCUCCUCAAUGUCCUCUUGGCUGCUCCGAGGCCCCUCACGCCCCAGCAGCUGUUCACAGCAGCCUGGACGCACGACACCUCGCUCAGCCCCCAGGACUUCCAGAACAAGCUCCGAACCCUCGCGCCCCUCCUGAACGACGGCCCCGGGGGCGCCAAACUACUUUUUCAUGCCAGCUUUGCCGAGUGGCUGACAGAUGUUAAGUAUUGCACACAGAAGUACCUGUGUAGCAGAGCAGAGGGUCACGGUAUGCUCGCCAUGGCUCUGACUUUGCAGGGACCCCACCUGGACAUUGAGGACACUUGCCAGCUAGCCACACAUUUAGUUUGCUCAGGUCACCAUAAAGAAAACCCUUCGUUAUUGGCACUGUGGAUGCUGUGGGCAGGUGUGCCAACUCUUACUCCUAGCGGCACCACAUCCAUAACCCAGCCUCCUGUUCUGGUCAAUCAGGAAGUCCUUCAGCUGUUAAAGAGGAGCGGGCUCGUCUCUGCAGCCGGUUUUUCACGUGUUGCAGUGCAUUGUACAGGCGAAGACGUCACUAGUUUACGGCAGGCAUUUGAAAGGGAGAUGUCUGUAAAGAAGCUGCUAGGCAGUGGGGUGUCUGUAAACCAGCCUGGUUCUACAGACGGACAGACCUUGCUUGCCAGCGCGGCCCACGAUGGUUCUGCAAAUGUGGCCGAACUCCUCCUGACACACGGCUCUGAUCCACUGGCCAGCGAUCAACAGGGUCAGACGCCGCUGACUUUGGCUUCACGGCAGGGUCAUGUCCAAGUGUUGUCUGUUCUCCUGGAAUGGACCAAGAGCCAGAAGCCAGAAACUGCUGUGCGGAUGAUGGAGCACGUAGACAACGAAGGCUGGACGGCACUGCGCUCUGCAGCUUGGGGAGGACACGGCGAGGCCGUCCGGCUUCUGCUGGACGCAGGGGCAGACGUGGACGGAUGUGACGCUGAGGGCCGGACUGCUCUCAGAGCUGCUGCGUGGGGGGGGCAUGAGGAAAUUGUCCUGACCCUGCUGGACUACGGGGCACGGGUCGACAAAGCCGACAGCAAGGGCCGCACACCGCUCAUCGCCGCUGCCUACAUGGGACAUCACGAAGCUGUGGAGAUACUGCUGGACCACAACGCGGAAGUCAACUUAGCCGACGGAGAUGGGCGCACCGCUCUGUCAGUCGCCGCCCUCUGCGUCCCUACAGUAGCAGGGGUCAAAGGUUAUGGUGAGGUAGCAAGUCUGUUACUGGAGCGCAGAGCGGAUCCAGGACACAGAGACCAUGACGGCAUGACACCGUUGCUUCUCGCAGCCUACGAGGGCCACGACGACGUAGUUGAGCUUCUGUUAGAAGCAGGCGCUGAUAUAGAUGAGACUGCCGGCCCUAACGGCAAUGUCCCUGCCGCGGCUGCUGUUACUCCCCUGCUGGCGGCCGCGGCAAUGGGCCACAUGAGGACAGUGUCACGGCUGCUUUUCUGGGGAGCAGCUGUGGACGCCAUCGACUGCGAAGGCAGAACAGCGCUCUGCCUGGCAGCAGCGAGAGGCAGUGUCGAGGUCGUCCGCGCCCUGCUGGACCGAGGCCUGGACGAGAACCACAAGGACGACCUCGGCUGGACCCCGCUACACGCUGCAGCCUGCGAAGGCCAUCGAGUAGUGUGCGCCGCUUUGACGGAGCGAGGCAGCAUGGCACGAGUCGGAGAGAUGGACAUCGAAGGACGCACCCCUCUUAUACUGGCCGCCCAGGAAGGUCACUGGAGCACCGUCAGGCUGUUGUUGGACAGACGUUCUCCAAUUGACCACAGGGCGUACGAUGGACAUUCAGCCUUGAGUGCCGCCCUCCUGGAGGGCCACGCUGAGGUCGCGGAACUGCUUAUGAGGCGAGGGGCUGAUACCGACGUCCGGGACGCAGAGGGAAGGCCUCUUCUCUACCUCCUGGUGUUGGAGGAUCGCCUCGAAAAGGCCACUCUCCUCAUAGAGAAAGGAGGGGUGCCCCUGGAGUCCCGGGACUCCGAGGGCCGUACAGCGCUACACGUGGCUUCCUGGCAGGGGUGUGUGGAGAUGGUAGACCUACUGCUAAAGCAUGGGGCAAACCCCAACGCACAGGACGCAGAGGGGAGACCGCUGAUGCAUUCGGUGGCUUGGACAGGACAUGCCGACGUAGGACGGCGUCUCCUCGAAACCAGCGCUGUCAAUAUAGACCUCGCUUGUCACCAGAGGGCGACCGCUCUGAGCAUCGCCGCCCAGGAGGGACACACAAAUAUUGUCGCAAUGCUUCUGGAAAGAGGCGCGAAUCCCAAUCACAUGGACAAAUAUGGCCGUAGUCCAGUCAAAGUGGCCGGGAAACACGGGCACUUCAACAUCGUCAGGCUCUUGGAGAGCUACGGAGCCAAGCCAUACGUAGGCCUGUUGCCUAACUCUAGUACCGUCUCCCCCUCAAAACCCAACAAGAUCCUCUCCUUAGGCAUCUUGGAGAGUAACGGAGUCACAGCCACCACCUCCUCCUCUUCAGUAUCUUCUCCCGGCUCCACCGCAGAGCGUUUCCACUCCAUGCAGAGCUCCCAGGACUCAUCCACCUGCCACUCGUUGGCCACAGUGCAGACCGUGCCAGCAGACAGCCUCAGCUUUAUCCAGCAGAUCCAACAGCACUCGCUGCCCCGCAGUCGUAGUCGUCCCUCCACCCUCCCCCCGCCAGGGAGCUCAGGCGUGGGCAGCCUCUAUGGGAGCAGUCAGAGGCAUCCCAAAGGCAGCCCUCCUUCCACCGUUUGCACGGUUGCCGCCAUGGUGCACAACUGCGAACCGCCUCCGAAAGGCUCGUCGCCCGGACUUGAAUAUCACGACAAAAUGAACAAACAAAACUCGAACUUCAUGAAAGCAGAUAGGACUACAUACGCUGGUGGUAAAUGGCACUCAGUCAUGGCUUCCCUUGGGAUAACGCCAGGGCAAGACAGCCCCGCAGUAGGUUCUAAAAACAGAGAGAGUCCUCCUCUGGGCUACCCGUACAGGCUACAGAGCCCACGUCAAGGGGAAGCUUGGGAUUCUGUACCCGAGAAGAACAAUAUUUUGUCACCCGCUUGCUACAGUUUUUCCCCAGUCCCACCUUGUAGUGCCUUGCCAGAGGAUGUCAUGGUCGCCAUGACAACCACAGACCCGCAGCUUAACCUGAAACAGGCCAUCAAACUGCAGUUUGAGGGUCCCACCAGCGCAGCCUUAUACAAGAGAGAGACACCCCUGUGACCAAAGUUGGCCAUCGCUACACUUUCUUCACUACUUUGUUAGAGCGUGUGGGUUGAAACAAUUAGUUCAUCGACAGUAAAUAAAAUCAUUUAAAGAAAGUAAUUUAUCAAGCAAACUGCCAAAUACAUUCCAGCGUCUCAAAUAUGGAUUUGAUGUUGUUGUUUUUUUGUUUUAUAUCAUUUUAAAUUAAUAUAUUAGGGUUAAGUAAUUUAGUUAUUUUGAAAAAAAGAAUUGACACAUCAACUGAUAAUGGUUAAAUAACAGUUAGUUGCAGCCCCGGUGUGGGUAUUUAAAGGUUUUGCUGUGGUACCAAAACAAAAAUAGUCUGUGGUAGUUCAGUUUUAAGUGGACAUUUUUUGCAGUUCAAAGAGAAGGCAGGUUUCACUGUGUACAAUGACUCUCUGGGUUCAGAAGAGAGAGGAAGUGAUCCCUCUCUCCCACCCCAUUCCCCCCUCCACCCCUCCUUCCAGAGGAAGAACCAACUGAAUGACAUCAGAGCUUUACAUUCCUGCCUUUCCGUUGCCUGUUUGUUGUGCGUGUUGAGCAGGGCUCUCGCAGUGCAAGAUCACGCUUAUUCAUUUAAAGUUUAAAGCAGUCCCUAUUUAACACUCCCUAUUUUGGAACAGGUUGGGUUAAUGUUUUACAUUAUUUUUUUCUAGUAAAGAUCCCCUUUUUUUAAAGCAGUAAACAACCUUGUUUAAGAGCUUUAAGCUUGUGGCCUUGAUCUUUAUUGAAGCCUUUGCCACUUACUGUAAACUGCCCCCCCCGCCCCCAUCCUCCCAUAGGUCCAUUGCUGACAACCAAAAACAGUUUGCAGAGAUGCAAGCCUACCAAAGCCUGACCCAGUGUGGGGUUUAUGAUACAAACUCUACAAGACAAGCCAAGUGUACUGAACCAACUUGGCUCGCUCGCUGUGUGCGCGUCUGUGAGCAAGCAGGAAGCAAAGUGAAAAUUGGACCAUAAAAACUGAGGGUUGGAUGUGGGAGGCUUGUUAAUUCCAAACUUGUGUGUGUAAGAAGAAGAAGAACAAUUUCUAGUUCUUUAUCAUUUUGCAUUGGAUUAAUAUUUAAUUACAUUCAUUCAUUAAAGUGGCAAACGGUGCCAUAAAACUGUC